Aspergillus nidulans FGSC A4 is the source of this 1068-nucleotide messenger RNA. Its product is annotated as putative NAD binding Rossmann fold oxidoreductase. Gene Ontology annotation, molecular function: nucleotide binding. The transcript is spliced from 2 exons. Lineage: Eukaryota; Fungi; Ascomycota; Eurotiomycetes; Eurotiales; Aspergillaceae. The record is from RefSeq and is a predicted model, not a curated record. The coding region runs from base 1 to 1068 and encodes 355 amino acids.
AUGUCCCCCAAAAAACUGCAAGUCGGCGCCGCUGGCCUCGGCCGCAUGGGCAAACGCCAUGCCCUGAACUUCCUCAACCGCGCCCCGCGCGCUGAGCUAGUUGCUGCGUUCUCCCCUGAUCCUGAGGAGGUCCAAUGGGCAAAGCAGCAUCUCGAGCCGUACGGCGUUACGCUGUACACCAACUACGAGGACAUGAUCAGUCAUCCGGGUCUCCAGGCUGUUGUGAUCGGGACUGCGACGUCAGUCCAUGCAGAGGAGGCAAUCAAGGCUAUGGAGAGGGAUCUCCAUGUCCUUUGCGAGAAGCCGUUGAGUAUCAAUGUUGAUAUUUGUAAUGAGGUCGUUGCAGCAGCAAAGAAACGGCCACACCUCAAGGUGAUGUGCGGAUUCUCUCGGCGCUUCGACGAGUCCUACCGAGCCGCCUACAGAAAGGUUGAAAACGGCCUCAUUGGACGCCCGUCUAUCCUGCGCUCCCAGACGUGCGACAAGCACGACCCAUCCGGGUUUUAUGUCGAGUACGCCUCUUGGUCUGGCGGCGUCUUUGUCGACAUGGCCGUGCACGACAUCGACCUGACACUUUGGUUCUUCGGGUCUGAUAUUAUCCCCAAGUCCAUCUCCGCGUACGGAAUCACGGCGGUGACGCCUGAUCUGAAGAAAUACAAUGACUUCGACAACGCCGUCGGCGUCGUCGAGUUUUACGGCGGAAAAAUCGCGUACUUCUACUGUUCAAGGAUGAUGGCGCACGGACAGGAAGACGUGACGGAGAUUAUUGGGACGGAAGGGAAACUCUCCGUGAACUUGAACCCGGCCAAUGACUUGGUCAAUUACUACCAUGCUGGUGGGAUUACACGUGAAGUCCCUGCGACCUACUGGGGCCGCUUCGAGCAGGCAUUUGUGAAAGAAACGAAUGAAUUUGUGGCCGCUUGUCUGGACGAUACGCCUCUUCCCAUGAAGCUGAGCAACGCGGUCAAGGCGGUGCAGAUUGGUGCUUGGUUGCAGGAGGCACUCGUUACUGGGAGACAGAUCAAGUUUGAUGAGACAGGAAGGAGGGUGGAGAGUGCGAGGAUCUAG